Messenger RNA from Cyclopterus lumpus (lumpfish), 3153 nucleotides. It is a transcript of the gene cdk11b, whose product is annotated as cyclin-dependent kinase 11B. The record is from RefSeq and is a predicted model, not a curated record. Gene Ontology annotation, molecular function: ATP binding; cyclin-dependent protein serine/threonine kinase activity. The transcript is spliced from 20 exons. Gene Ontology annotation, biological process: regulation of mitotic cell cycle; protein phosphorylation. Lineage: Eukaryota; Metazoa; Chordata; Actinopteri; Perciformes; Cyclopteridae. The coding region runs from base 17 to 2617 and encodes 866 amino acids. Gene Ontology annotation, cellular component: nucleus.
CUAAAACACUAUUGUUAUGUUAUGUUAUAUUUGUAUAAUUGUGUCGUUGUUUCACGUCGGACCUUUUACAGAGGUUACUCUCGCCUGCAGACUUCCGGUGUGCCAAAAUACCGCUGCGCAUACAUCAGGCGGUGGAGAGUGGACGCUGAUGGGGGACGAAAAGGAGACCUGGAAAGUAAAAACUCUUGACGAAAUCCUACAGGAGAAAAAACGCAGAAGAGAAUUAGAAGAGAAAACGGAUCCCAAGCGCCAGAAAGAUUUCACACAGAGCCUCGUUCCACAGUCGGAUGAUCGGGAAGCCAAACGAGAUACUCCGGAGGAAGGAGAACUACGGGAUCAAAAGAUGGAAAUAACAAUUCGUAAUUCCCCGUACACACGGGAGGACUCGACAGAGGACAGGGCCGAGGAAGAUGAAUCAUUAGCCAUCAAGCCUCCACAGCAGAUAGCCAGAAAAGACAAGUCUCAUCACAGAAAGGAGGAGAAGAGAAAAGAUAAAAGACGUCAUCGCAGUAACUCCGCAGAAGGAGCAGUGAAACAAGUGCGACCCAAAGACAAAGAAAAAGAGCGAGAGAAUGAGCGCAGGAAGCGUCAGUGGGAGGAAGACAAAGCCCGGCGAGACUGGGAGAGGCAGAAACGGAGAGAACAGGCCAGAGCUCAUUCACGCAGAGAAAGACCCCGAUUGGAUUCUCCUGGGUUUUUUUUGGACCACAGGGACCGGCUGGAACAGGUGGAGCGCCAGCGCGAACGAGACCGAAAGCUGCGUGAACAGCAGAAAGAGCAACGUGAGCUGAAGGAGCGGGAAAGGAGGGCCGAGGAGCGGCGCAAAGAGCGAGGUGGCCGACGAGAAGUGCCGUCUCACCAUCGGAUGCUACCGGAUGAGUAUGGUGACAAGCCAAAACAAAGCCACCACAGCCGGAGUCCCACCCGCAUUCCCCGGGACAGAUCUGACCUCAGCGAACCACGGAAAAGUGCACCGUCGAAGGAGGAGAAGCCAGAGGACAAAGACCUGCUAGCAGACCUCCAGGACAUCAGUGACAGCGAAAGGAAGACCAGCUCAGGAGAAUCCUCCAUCGCCUCGGGAUCAGGCUCAGACGAAGAGGAUGACGACGAGGAGGAGUCCAGCAGCCAGAGCGAGGGGGAAGAAGAGGAAGAGGGGUCCGUUUCAGGCUCGGGAAGGUCGGAGCAGAGCGCAGAGGACGUGAGCGAGGCCGAGCAGUCAGUGGAGGAAUUUGAGGACGAGAGAGAAAAUGGAAAUCACAUACCUGCAGUGCCAGAGUCCCGCUUUGAUCACGACUCCGAGGAGAGCGGCGAGGACAUGGACAUGGAGGGGGAAGAGGAAGAGAAUGAGGAAGAGGAGGAGGAAGAGGAGGAUGACGCAGGAGAGGGUGACCCCACCCCUCAGUCUCAAACUCAUUCUCGCUCCCCGACCCCCGAAGAAAAUUACAUCCCGGAUUCCCCCCCAAUUUCACCCGUGGAGCUGAAGAAGGAGCUGCCCAAGUAUCUGCCUGCUCUGCAGGGUUGUCGCAGUGUUGAGGAAUUCCAGUGCCUGAACCGAAUAGAAGAGGGGACCUACGGUGUGGUGUACAGAGCCAAGGACAAAAAGACGGAUGAAAUUGUGGCCUUAAAGAGGUUGAAGAUGGAGAAGGAGAAGGAGGGCUUCCCCAUCACCUCUUUGAGAGAAAUCAACACAAUCCUGAAAGCUCAGCACCCAAACAUCGUCACAGUGAGGGAAAUAGUUGUUGGAAGUAACAUGGACAAGAUCUACAUUGUGAUGAACUAUGUGGAGCAUGACCUGAAGAGUCUGAUGGAAACCAUGAAGCAGCCCUUCCUGCCAGGGGAAGUAAAGACACUGAUGAUUCAGCUGCUGCGAGGUGUCCGACAUCUCCACGACAACUGGAUUCUCCAUCGCGAUCUAAAGACGUCCAACCUGCUGCUGAGCCACAAGGGUAUCCUCAAGAUUGGCGACUUUGGUUUGGCACGGGAGUACGGCUCCCCCCUGAAGCCCUACACCCCUGUCGUGGUGACCCUGUGGUACCGAUCACCAGAGCUGUUGCUCGGAGCCAAGGAGUACUCCACAGCUGUGGACAUGUGGUCAGUGGGCUGCAUAUUUGGCGAGCUCCUCACCCAGAAGCCUCUUUUCCCUGGAAAAUCUGAAAUCGACCAAAUUAACAAGGUUUUUAAGGACCUGGGGUCACCCAGCGAGAAGAUCUGGCCCGGUUACAACGAGAUGCCCGCUGUGAAGAAGAUGACUUUCACAGAGUAUCCCUACAACCACCUGCGGAAGCGCUUCGGGGCGCUGCUCUCCGAUCAAGGCUUUGACCUCAUGAACAAAUUCCUCACCUACUGCCCCAGCAAGAGGAUUUUAUCGGACGAGGGGCUCAAGCACGAGUACUUCCGCGAGUCGCCGUUGCCCAUCGACCCGUCCAUGUUCCCCACCUGGCCGGCCAAGAGUGAGCAGCAGAGGGUGAAGAGAGCCACCAGUCCUCGUCCGCCCGAGGGAGGACUGGGCUACAGUCAACUGGGCGGCGACGACGACCUAAAAGACACGGGCUUCCACCUGACGACCAGCAACCAGGGAGCGUCUGCAGUCGGUCCAGGAUUCAGCCUCAAGUUCUGAGCCCAAAGCUGCAGGACGCCUGGCGAUCUCACUGAGGGCGAGAGCCAAGAGAUCUGGGACUUGUUGCUCCUUUUUGGAAUCGGGACGGUGUCACUGGUAUACAGCUAUGAACCAGAUAAAUAUCUGAACAUUUACAACUGUUACCAGGAUAGUCGGGACUGUCUCACAGCAGGACUUGGUGGCUCCAACGUGUUGAAUCUUCAGAAUUGUCGCUUGAUGUCUUUCAAACCGUGUUUUUUUUUUUUUUUUUUUAAUGUGACCAUUCUAGCUUUUUAACUUGACCAUACAUCUGUUAGAAGUGUAGCUCUCAUGUUUGACUUUGUUUUAUUUCCCCUUUUUAUGUCAUGAGUGAGGAGCAGAUUUUCUAAACGGCUGGUAUUUCCUGGCUGCCUGAGCUACUGUAUAAUGAUGCAGCAUUGGCUGUGUUUUCCAUCCAGCAUUAUGCGAGAGGUUUACUUAGGACUGUCAAUGUCCCUUGAUGGCGGGGAGGGGAGGGAACAAUGAUGUUUUUGCAAGAAAUAAAGUUUGAAACUUUG